Molecule: messenger RNA, 552 nt
Organism: Trichomonas vaginalis G3
Lineage: Eukaryota; Parabasalia; Trichomonadida; Trichomonadidae
Product: integrase core domain containing protein family
Exons: 1
Coding region: 1-552 (183 amino acids)
Source: RefSeq, a predicted model, not a curated record
AUGAAACAUUUCAUAGAAGUUUACAAUUCCUCAACACAUUCUAAAACAGGACAUACACCAAAUUCAAUGACACAACAACAAGAAGAAAAGUAUAUACAAAAGAAACGAAGUCAAACACAAAAUAUCAGAAAUUCAACACAAUUUACUCUCAUUCCUGGUACAAAAGUUUGUGUAGUUCUUGACGACAAACCGUUGACAAAGAAACGUUUAAGGUUAAGUCGAAAUUAUUAUAUCGUAGACUCUACGCAAGGUAAUGGAUAUCUUAUAAAAGCUGCUGACGACUCCAUAGCAUUUUACCCUCGUCAUAAAUUAGUUGAAAGUAGUAAUGGCGAACUUGCUGAAACCAUUGACGAAGCAAAGCGAGGAGUGGUUAUUGAAAUACUUGGCUACAACAUAAACGAUGACACUUAUAAAGUAAGAUAUGAAGGAGGCGUUGAAGAUGUUAUACCAUCUAAGAACUUGAGAGAGUCAAAGCCGACACAUCUGGGACCAUUAGAGCGGGAGUAUUGGAAAGACAAAAAUAUGCCAGAAAGAAUAAGAAAAUUCUUCUAA